Henningerozyma blattae CBS 6284 is the source of this 390-nucleotide messenger RNA. It is a transcript of the gene GON7, whose product is annotated as chromatin DNA-binding EKC/KEOPS complex subunit GON7. Lineage: Eukaryota; Fungi; Ascomycota; Saccharomycetes; Saccharomycetales; Saccharomycetaceae. The transcript has a single exon. The record is from RefSeq and is a predicted model, not a curated record. The coding region runs from base 1 to 390 and encodes 129 amino acids.
AUGUCUAAACUAAUAACAGGAACAUAUUCCUCACCAGAUAUCCCUAACAAAACUUUCCAAGUGAAUUGUAAUGAUGCUAAAUACUUAACUACAAAUGGUAAAACCACUGGGUCCAGUGAGUAUGUUUUAAAAGCAGGUCAAAUCGAUAGAGAUAGGCCCAGUGGUCCUAGAAGGCUACCUGAUGGUCAAUUAACAUAUUUGAGUCAGUUACGAUGCAAUCUGACAGGUAUCCAAGAUGAUAUCAAUGAAUUCUUAACAGAAAGGAUGCAAAUAGCGAAAUCCAAGAAAACCAAACUUACUGAUACAAAAGAAGAAGCUAGAAUUAAUGAUGAAAUUAAUCACUUACUGGAUGGUGGCGAUGAUGACACUGAAGAGACAGAUACCGUAUAG